GAUAUUUGCAAAACAAGAAGUGCCAUCAUGGAGAAAUCAGCUGACAUGGAGGGCCUUUGGGGUGAGCUUUAUACUGAGCGUAUUGUUCAGCUUUAUAGUGAUGAAGCUGAACCUCACAGCAGGAAUUAUUCCUUCCCUUAAUGUCUCUGCUGGCCUCUUGGGGUUUUUCUUUGUGAAGACAUGGACAAGGUUCCUGGAAAAUUGUGGCCUCUUGAAGCAACCAUUUACCAGACAAGAGAACACUGUCAUCCAGACAUGUGUUGUGGCCUCCUCUGGCAUCGCCUUUAGCGGAGGAUUUGGAAGUUACCUGUUCGGAAUGAGUGGACGCAUUGCCCAGGAAUCAGCUGAUCAACCUAGCGCGAAAGAUAUCAAAGAUCCAGCUUUGGGAUGGAUUAUUGGUUUUCUCUUUGUUGUUAGUUUUCUCGGUCUCUUCUCGGUGGUGCCUUUACGGAAGAUAAUGGUCAUAGACUUCAAAUUAACAUAUCCGAGUGGAACUGCGACUGCUCAUCUUAUCAAUAGCUUCCACACCCCUGAAGGAGCCAAGCUAGCUAAGAAACAAGUAAGAGCUCUCGGAAAGUUCUUCUCCUUCAGCUUUUUAUGGGGUUUCUUCCAGUGGUUUUUCAAGGCUGAAGACAACUGUGGAUUUGCCAACUUCCCUACAUUUGGACUCAAAGCAUAUGACAACAUGUUUUUCUUCGAUUUCUCAGCAACAUAUGUCGGAGUAGGAAUGAUUUGUCCAUACAUUAUUAAUGCAUCUGUCUUGCUUGGAGGAAUUCUUUCAUGGGGUCUAAUGUGGCCUCUGAUAGAAACUAGAAAGAAUGAUUGGUAUUCUGCAGAGCUUAGCCCGAAAAGUUUACAUGGUCUUCAAGGUUACAAGGUAUGCAAAGACCCCAAAAUGGCUCUUCCAGUUGAUGGCAGUCCUCCUCCCAAGACCUUGACGGUCUCCUACGAUGACCAACGUCGCACCCAACUAUUUCUAAAAGAUCAAAUUCCGACAUGGUUUGCUGUUGCAGGUUACGUUGUUAUUGCUGCCGUCUCUACAGCUACUCUUCCACACAUCUUUCCCCAACUGAAGUGGUACUACAUAUUGGUCAUCUAUGCUUGUGCACCAACUUUAGCAUUCUGUAAUGCUUACGGAUGUGGAUUAACGGAUUGGUCCCUCGCAUCCACAUAUGGAAAACUAGCCAUUUUCACAAUUGGGGCAUGGGCUGGAGCAGCACAUGGUGGAGUUUUAGCAGGAUUAGCAGCAUGUGGAGUCAUGAUGAACAUUGUCUCAACAGCCUCAGACCUGAUGCAAGAUUUCAAGACAGGCUAUCUAACCCUGGCUUCACCUAAAUCCAUGUUUGUCAGUCAAGUCAUCGGCACAGCAAUGGGUUGUGUAAUCUCUCCAUGCGUCUUUUGGCUCUUCUACAAGGCUUUUGAUGACCUCGGCCUUCCUGGCAGUCAAUAUCCCGCUCCCUAUGCUGUUGUGUACCGUAACAUGGCUAUAUUGGGGGUAGAGGGUUUCUCAAGUCUACCAAAGAAUUGCCUUAAGCUUUGUUACAUCUUCUUCUGUGGAGCUAUUCUCAUCAACAUAUUCAAGGAUGUAAUGGAGAGGAAAUGCAAGAAAUUUGCAAAGUUCAUUCCACUUCCAAUGGCAAUGGCGAUACCGUUCUAUAUCGGGCCAUAUUUUGCCAUUGAUAUGUGUGUUGGAAGCUUGAUUUUGUACGUUUGGGGAAGGAUAAACAAGGCCAAGGCAGAUGCUUUUGCACCAGCUGUAGCUUCUGGUUUAAUUUGUGGGGAUGGAAUAUGGACUUUGCCUAGCUCAAUACUUGCUCUUGCAGGGGUUAAAGCACCAAUUUGUAUGAGGUUCUUCUCUAGGGCAACCAGCACCAGGAUUGAUAACUUCUUAGGAUCCUAGUCAUAAGAGCCUCAUACAUGGACAUGCUUGUUGGUGCAUCAAUGGACAUUUAAAUAUCCUUCCACAGUAUUUUAUUCCUGCUUUCCCUCUUCCUCCCAUGUGUUG
This is a messenger RNA of Populus nigra (black poplar), 2005 nucleotides long. RefSeq names its product probable metal-nicotianamine transporter YSL7. The record is from RefSeq and is a predicted model, not a curated record. NCBI's taxonomy places the organism in Eukaryota, Viridiplantae, Streptophyta, Magnoliopsida, Malpighiales, Salicaceae. The transcript has 6 exons. Bases 101 to 1900 code for a protein of 599 amino acids. Gene Ontology annotation, cellular component: membrane. Gene Ontology annotation, molecular function: oligopeptide transmembrane transporter activity.